This is a messenger RNA of Trichomycterus rosablanca, 7781 nucleotides long. It is a transcript of the gene eea1, whose product is annotated as early endosome antigen 1. Gene Ontology annotation, molecular function: 1-phosphatidylinositol binding; metal ion binding. The transcript is spliced from 29 exons. The record is from RefSeq and is a predicted model, not a curated record. Gene Ontology annotation, biological process: endocytosis. Gene Ontology annotation, cellular component: early endosome. Bases 68 to 4261 code for a protein of 1397 amino acids. Lineage: Eukaryota; Metazoa; Chordata; Actinopteri; Siluriformes; Trichomycteridae.
CGGCAGCUACGCCAGCGAGAAUAAACCCCCAUAUUAAAUUUUAUUGAGAUAUAACAAAACAACAACCAUGUUCAGACGGAUAUUACAAAUGACUCCUGGAAAAGGAGGCUCCCAGGCAAGUGAGACUGAUCAGCCCUCUGCAGAUAUGAACAAUGAAACCUCAGAGGGCUUUAUCUGUCCACAGUGUAUGAAGUCUCAUAACUCUGCUGAGGAGCUUUUCAAGCAUUAUGAAGUUUAUCAUGAGUCUCAGGACCAGUCCUCCCAUCUCAGCUCAAGCAGGGAUGACCUGGCUUUUUUGCGACAGGAAGUUCAAGAUUUACAGGCAUCACUAAAGGAAGAACGAUGGUUUUCAGGGGAGCUAAAAAAAGAACUAGACAAAGUACAAGGACAACUGAAGCAAGGACCGGAGAAUGAAAGACAGGCAGGCUUAGAAGAAUCAGAACUUGAGAUGAAGCUCAAUGAGGCUGAGACCGAGAAGUUCCACAUCAAACAGAUGAAAGACCUCUUUGAACAGAAGGCUGCCCAGCUGGCCACUGAGAUUGUGGAUAUCAAGUCACGUUAUGAUGAAGAGAAGAGCCUGAGAGAGGUGGCGGAGCAGAAAUUGGCCAGCCUGCAACAGGACCUGCAGAGAGAGAGACAGGACAAAGAGAAUCUGUCAACUGAACUGAUGCAGAGGCCAGGACUAGAGGAUGUGGAAGUAUUGAAGAAGGAGCUGGUGCAGGUGCAGACGCUGAUGGACAAAAUGACCCGUGAAAGGGAGGAGGAAUCUGAGAGACUCAAAAAACAGUAUGAACAACUUCAGGCUAACUUCACUACCUCUGAGAAAACUAUCGCCCAGUUGAGGGCUGAACUGGAUAAAGGUCCGCAGGAAGCUGCUGUGUACACCCAACAAAUCCACCAACUACAGAGCAAUUUAAACAACCUCCAGCAGCAAAACCAGAUGUUUUCAGAAAAAUUGUCACGACAAGAAAAGGAAAACCAGGAACUAGAGGAGCGCCUGGGCAAGGAGCUGGCGUCUAAAAAGACCCUGCAGGCCAGCCUUCACCAAAAAGAGCUGGAGCUACAAGAGAGCCAAGCACGCGUAUCAACGGGGGAGGCUUCUCUCAAUCGGAUUCAGACUGAAUUAGCCGAGCGUGGGGAGGAGGCAGCACGUCUCAAGAAGGAGCUGGCUGAGCUUGAGAACGGCCAUCACGAGCUGAAGGCUGAGCGCAAGCAACUUCAGCAGCAAAGGGAGGAUAAAGAGAGCCAGGGCCUGCAGCAGCAGAGUGAGAUCAGCCAGUUGCACGCAAAGCUGCUGGAGGCUGAGCGGCAGCUGGGUGAGGUGCAGGGCCGGCUGAAGGAGCAAAGACAGCUCUCUGGAGAGAAACUUAAAGACCGUGAGCAGCAGGUUGCUGAAUUGCAGCUCAAACUUUCUCGUUUGGAGGAACAGCUCAAGGAGAACACUACCAAGUCCACUGACCUUCAGCACCAGCUGGACAAAUCCAAACAGCAGCACCAAGAGCUGCAAGCUCUUCAUCAGAGCACCAACAACAAGCUACGAGAAGCACAGAAUGACUUGGAGCAAGUGCUACGUCAGAUCGGUGACAAGGACCAGAAGAUCCAGAACCUGGAGGCCCUGCUGCAGAAGAGUAAGGCCAGCCUAAGCCAGCUGGAGGCUGAAAGACAAGAUCUGUGUGCCAAAAUCCAGGCAGGAGAGGGUGAAACUGCCUUGCUCAACCAGCUUCAGGAAAAGAACCACACACUGCAGGAGCAGAUAACCCAGCUGACAGACAAGCUAAAGAACCAGUCAGAGAGCCACAAGCAGGCUCAGGAAAACCUUCAUGAGCAGCUGCAGGAGCAGAAAAGCCAGCAACGCUCAGCACAGGAUCGCUGCCAGGCCUUAGAAAGCAAUGUGACAGAUCUCACUGCCCAUAUCACUCAGAGCAAAGAGAGAGUGGCUCAGCUUGACACCCAGCUUAAGGCUAAGACAGAGUUGCUGAUUUCUGCCGAAGCAGCAAAAUCUGCCCAACGAGCAGACCUUGAGAGCCAUCUAGAAACUGCCCAGAAUGCCCUGCAGGAUAAACAGCAGGAGGUGAGCAAGGUCCAGGCUCAGCUGGAGGAGCAGUGUUGCCGACUGCAGGAGAAGCAGGAUCAGUGCUCCCAGCUUGAGUCCAAUCUGAAAGAGAGCAGAGAGAAACUGGUGGCUGCUGAGCAGAAGAACGAAACACUGGAGCACCAGGCCAAGAAAGCAGAGGCUGAGCUGACAGAACUACGCUUAGCAAAGGAGCAGGCUCAGAAGGCACAGCAGAAACACCUGCAGCAAAUCAGUGAGCAGGAGAAGAAGAGUAAAGAGCUCAGUCGGCUGCUGGACACUGAAAAACAGGGAGCUGCUUCCCUGCAGGAGGAACUGCAAAAGAACAUUGUGGCUUUGGGUGACACACGGAAACAGCUGGAGAAAGGGACCCAGGAACACAGUGAGCUUAAAACCAAACUGGAGGAUCUCGCAGAGGAAGGACGGGUGCAAAGGGCCGACCUGGAGAAGAAACUCCAGGUGAUCAGUGCGGAGCAGCAGAAGACCCAGCAAGAGAGAGAUACCCAGGGUAAAGAGCUGAUGAAGGUGAAGGAGGCUCUGAGCAAGGCCUCCACAGCCCUGAAAGAGAGACAGAGCCAGUUGGAGACAGAGAAGAAAAGCAGUGCUGCUGCUCUGGAGGAGAAGAUGAAAGCUCACCAGAAAGCCCAACAGGAGCUGCAGAAGAGUGCAGAAGCUACAUCUACAGAAUUAGGCAAAGCCAAAUCUCAACUGGAAAAAAUGGCAGAGGUGGAGAAGGGACUCCAGACACAGGUUCAGGAGCUGAAUGGCCAGCAGAAAAAAUCUCAGGAUGCACUGAAAGAGAAGGAGAAAGACAUGCAGCAGCUGCAGGUACAGCUGAAAACAUCCCAGGGCUCUUUCAACCAGGAAGUGAAAAAACUACAGGGUCAGGUGGGAGAACUGCAGACCGCCCAAACGAAAAAGGUGGAGGAGUUGACCAAGCUUAAGGAGCAGAUGGCUAAGCUUUCUGAAGAGCUGAGUUCAGAGAAAAGCCGCAGCUCAGAGCUGCAAAAUAUGUGUGAUGGCACCAAGGAGAGCCUGGCCAAACUCCAGUCUGACUGCUAUGGCAAGGAGUCUGAGCUCUCAGCCCUUCGCCAGGACCUCAAGCUCCAUGAAGAGAAACUUGCUCUGGCUCAGGAGGACCUGGUGGCCAGUAACAACCAGCUAAACAGUUAUGAUGCGCAGAUCCAGGAAUUGAAGGCAAGCCUUGCAACAAGAGGGAAAGACCUGAGUAAACGGGACGAGAAGCUCAAACAGCAGGAGGAGGCUCUCCGAGAACUGCAGAAACAACAGGGGUUGACACAGGAGGAGCUGAAGAAGGAGCGUGCUCGGGUGGAAGAACUUAAGGAGGCUCAGAGUGAAGGAGAGAAGACGCGGAACAGGCUGAGUGUUGAACUUAAAGCUAUGGCAGAUAAAACUGAGAAGGAGCUAAAGGAACUGCAGGCAGCAAAGCAGCACUUGCUUCAGCAGAAAGUGGAUCUGCAGGGGCGGAUUGAGGCAACCCAGGCAGCCCUAGAGCAGGAGAAGAAAGAGCACCAGAGCACCCGCGACUCCAUCAAACAGAUCCAACAGCAGCACAAAGCAGAGACAGACCGACUCAACAAACAAAUGGCGUUGGAGGUAAAAGCUAAAGAGGAGGCAGGGAAGCGCCGAGAGGAGGCUGAGGCGAAGUUCUCGGUGCAGGUUUUGGCCCUCAACGAGAACGUUGCAACUCUAAAGCGGGAGUGGCAGGGCAGCCAGCGACGUGUGGGUGAGCUGGAGAAACAGACAGACGAACUACGUGGAGAGAUUGCCGUACUCGAAGCCACCGUCCAGAACAACCAAGACGAGAGACGUGCACUGCUUGAGAGGUGUGUGAAGGGCGAAGGGGAGAUUGAGAAGUUGCAGGCUAAAGUGGUGGAGUUGAGAAGGAAACUGGACGACACUACAGCAGCCAUGCAGGAGCUCGGUCGAGAGAACCAGUCACUACAGAUAAAGCAAUCUCAGUCACUCACAAGAAAGUGGGCAGAGGACAAUGAGGUGCAGAACUGCAUGGCCUGCGGAAAAGGCUUCUCUGUAACCAUCCGGAAGCACCACUGUCGUCACUGCGGGAACAUCUUCUGUGCCGAGUGCUCAUCCAAGAAUGCCCUGACACCAUCCUCUAAGAAGCCUGUACGAGUGUGUGAGAUCUGCUUUGAGGAGCUGCAGGGUUAAUGAUCUCACCGCUCCCACUUAAAUUCGCCAUGGACUCCUCCUGUGCAGGACAGUGACUUUCUUUGGCUCUGGAGGCAUUCGAAAGAGGUCAAGAGGCAGGACUUUGGAAACAGGGGUUGAGCAUGGCACAGUGGUGGGGAAGCUGCAGGGAAGAAUAAGGACCAGCCAGCUUUAAUCUGCUUGCUGGGCUUGAGGUGGCAUCUCUGUGCGCACAUUGCUAAAAGUCAUGAGAGCGCAGCAGCGAAGCAGAGCGGCAGCCCUUACCCUCGCAGUGCCUUGCUCACUUCUGUGAUCCUGAGAGUUUCCAAAGACUUAAAAAAGGAGAUGGUACAGCAUUGGACCUUUCUAAAUGUUCAUAUGUAAUUAAGAGGUUUGAAUUGUAACAUGCACUAUAUGUCCCAGAUUUUAACAAAGCAGUACUGAACCUGCCCUCAUAAUCACUGGACUUACAUACAAAUCUGUUUAAAUAGUGUUGUUUAAACUCACAGACGUGAGUGAGAGAUCUGAGAUUUGCCAAAACAAACAUUUGCUUGAAAUUGUUAGUAUGUUUACAUACAGCCAGGAGUGAGGAUUUUCAUCCAGUACAAAAAAAAGUGACUCGUAUUUCACUUAUUUAGUAUCAUAUUAUAUUUUAAAAUCAUCCAACGAUUUUAAAAGAUUAAUAGAAGUUAAUAGAUUAUAAAGAAAUUAAAAACACUUGCCACUAGUUUAAGUCCUAUCACAUUGCCAGUGUUUCUACUUUUUUUGUGAAAGAAAACAGGUAAAAAAGGGAAAAAAGAAUGCACAGCUGACUGGAUUCACUCAGCAGGUGGCACUAGAGUACAGGAGAAUUGGAUAUGCCCAAAUUGGGACGCUGCAAUCAUUUUGCUUAUCAAUAUUAUUAUUAUCUUUUAACAUUAAAUAUCAUUGGUGUGACCUCCAAGUGGACUCAAUAAAUAACACUAAAAAUUAAUGAUUUAAUAAAGAGCCAACUUGAUACAUAACAAGUCAACUAAUCAGGUUAUCAGGCCCAUAUAUUAUCAAGUGCUUUAUCCUUGGUUAUCUCAACUGUAGACAGAUUGCUAAGUGUAAUGCAUACAUUUGUGCUGUGAUACCUUUAGAAAACCUGGCCCAGAUCAGUCCUUCCUGCUACAAAAAAAAAAAAUCCAAGAUGACGUUUUACCUUUAACAUCUCCAACUUGGGUUACCAUUGGUUCAAGUUAGGCUGUAUAAAAGAUAACCUUGUAAUUUUCACUAUAUGGCCAAAAGUAUGUGGACACCUGUCUAAAUUAUUAAGUUGAUUUAGUUGAUUUAGCCAUGCUCAUUGCUAACUGUUAGCUAUGGGCACGGUUGUUUUCCUGUUCCAGGAUAACCUGCCCUAGUGCAAAAAACAUUGUUUGAAGACUUCAAAUAAGUGUAAAAAAAAAUCAGGCACUCAGGUGGCAGUGAUCUAUUACGAUAAUCCAUCAUCCAGGUUCGAAUCUCGGCGGUGCAAUUGGCCGACUGGGCGUCUACACAGACAUAAUUACACAGACAGGCUAUGUCUGAGACAGGGGGAAGAUCCCUGCCAUACACCCACUGUUUCCUAAUGGAUCCGAACAGCCGCAACCCUGACCAGGAUAAAGCAGUUGAUAAGAUUAAAGUAAGACCAGUUAAAAAAAAAAAGUCCAGUAGGCUCUAUAUAAUAGGGAAUAACUGGAAUGUCUGUUGUGAGUCAGAACCUUUUAUCGAACGUGCUUAUGGUCAGGUCCACAUUUGGCCUUGUAGAGUACAUGCCUGCUUUGCUGCUUGUAUUUAAUUGAAAACCUUGUAUAUUUUUCCAGAUUGGUGCAUAUUGAGUCGUUUUUAUGCCGUUGCUUAUUAUGAUGAACCUGGAUAUUUGAUUUGACAGCUGCUAAGCAAUAGCUGUGGUGUGUGUAUAUAUAGAUGGUAUAUAGAUUGUACCGAUUCUGUAAAUACGGGAUGCACUUGGAACUUGAGUAGUCACUCAGGCUUAAGCCGUCCAUCACCAACUGCAUCUUAAUCAAGUCAUCUCUCACUUUCUACUGCAGCAAGCGUGAAGUGUGAUGCACGAGAGGUGCAGUAAAGUACAACAGCUUCACGCUGAGAUGCAAUCAUGUUCUGUGUCAAUGUACUUCUGAUUGUUAGGAGCAGCAAGAAGAAACUGAUUUCUGCUCAAGCUUGGGACUGGUGCUUGUCUUCUAACCAUAAAUUAACACACAACAAGAAAUAGAUAUUGUAACAAAUGCAGCUGCAUUAUAAAAGUCCUCAGUCAUAAUUAGGCCUGUUAAGGUGUGCCAGUCUGUUUGUAUUAGUGAAUCUGACCACCACAAUCAACUCCCUAACCAAUCAAACCAGCUUUAUUGGAGUACUUUGAAUACUUUAAAAUCUUAGUAAAAAGGGAAAAUGUAAAAGAAAAUUGCUGGAUCCACUGCAAUCCAGCCCCGGUUUUUGCCAUAAUGGCUGGUCUAACAUGCUACCACUGUGGAGACCAGGGGUCAUAUUAAAACUGGCCAUGUCCAGGGGUGGAAAGGCUGGAUUGGGAGUCCCCACCUCAUUGUAGCCGUCCAUUCCUACUGUCUGUUUAAGGCACUGAUGCAGCGCAAAGAACUACAGAAACAGUUGUAUUAUUCUUCUGGAAUCGCUGCUGUCUGGAAAAAAGAACUGUCUCACGGCUCCCCAUGUGACAAAGGAGGCAGAGUUAGUGGCGAUCUAUUUAAGUAAAAAUUGGAGUUUGCACUACAGAUCUGACCCUAUCUCUGUAUCACUGUUCCUCAGAAUUGUCAGAAGGUUUUUUGUGCCACAACUUGCUUAAACAAGAACCAUCAAUGGUUCUGAGGAAUCAGAUCAUUUCGUGGUUAUUACCCUUCACAUGCACAUUUUUUGCCACCAGUGUAAUUACCAUGUUACAUUUGAAAUCUAAUUGUAAAAGAAAAACGCUGUUCUGUGAUGAGGUUCUUAUUGCUGGAAAUGUCCCACCAUAACACGCUUAAUUACAAAUGCUCAUUUAGCUAAGCAUUGAUGUGGUACCGCAGUAUUCCGAGUGCACAUUCUAAAUACAACUAUUCACACAGAUGCACUAAACACAAAUCUUUCUUCUCUGUCUCUUUCCAUCUACCUCUGGACAGUGUGUUCACUUCCCAUGAUUUGUUUAAUUCAUGCUGCAAGAUCAACCGUCCAGUAUCAUUCUACUGUAUAUACACAAAAAAAAAAACAGUUAUGCAUCCGAUCUGAAUGUUCUGUGUUUCACCACAGUGCAGCAGAAUCAGUUUUAUGAUGCGGAUCAUUGUGCAUGAGCUUUUCGUUUGAUGAGCAGAAUGUUCUUGUUGUGUUGAUCAUGAUCUUGUUGCUUGUGCCUUAGGUCUUGCUUAAUUGCAGUCAUGCCCACUUUUUGUUGAACGGGUGAAGCUGAAAGGCUUGUUGGUAUGGAUGACAGUGUUGAAAUGUGUAAAAUGGUCUAUAAAUCAAAUUUUGUUGUUGUUUGUUUUUCUAAUUUUUAUCGAUCUCUUCAAGAGUGAAUAAACUAGAUGUUUUUAUUUUC